AAAUAUAGGCUUGCCCCUCCGCAACUCCGAUAAUGACUCUACUCAGGCUUUGCACUUAAUAUUUGAUUGAAUAGUGUGCCAUGCCCAUGCAUACUAUACAAAAUAUAAAGACACAAAGAUACCUCAGAGCUACCUCAGUGCUUACACCUUCACAUAUAAAAGUGAUAAAAAAAAUCUUCGACUAUCAUCUUUUCAUUACAAAACAGGACGCGAGUGAACAUGAGAAUGCUACCAAACAAAAGAAACUAGUUAUUUAGUAAAGCAGCAGCAGCAGCAAUGUCAGCAUAUGUGGCUCAAGAAGAAGAUAUAUACACCAAAGACGGAACAACUGACUAUCGCCAUAAACCAGCUGUCAAAAGCAAAACGGGAACCUGGAAAGCAUGCCCUUACAUCCUAGGGAAUGAAUGCUGUGAAAGACUGGCUUACUACGGGAUCAACACUAAUUUAGUAAACUAUCUCAAGUUUCAGUUAAAUCAGAGCAGUGUUGUGGCAGUUAGUAAUGUCACCAACUGGUCUGGCACUUGCUAUGUCAUGCCACUGCUUGGCGCCUUUCUUGCGGAUUCUUACCUUGGUCGAUACUGGACAAUUGCUGCUUUCUCAAUUGUCUAUGUUUUCGGGAUGACAAUAUUGACCUUAUCAGCAUCUGUUCACGGACUAAAACCAUUGUGUGAUGAACAGAAAGGGUGUCAUCCAACAAGCACACAAAUCGGAGUUUUCUACGUUGGACUUUACCUUAUAGCUCUCGGUACAGGAGGCAUUAAGCCUUGUGUGUCCUCUUAUGGAGCAGAUCAGUUUGAUGAUUCAGACGAGUCGGAGAGAAAAAGCAAGAGUUCAUUUUUCAACUGGUUUUAUCUUUCAAUUAACAUCGGUGCACUGGUGGCUGCCACAGUGCUUGUCUGGAUACAAACCAAUGUGGGCUGGGGCUGGGGCUUUGGCAUUCCUGCUGUAGCUAUGGCUCUGGCUGUCGUUAGUUUCUUCUCGGGAACACGUUUGUAUCGUAACGUAAGGCCUGGUGGGAGUCCGUUGACACGGAUCUUUCAGGUAAUUGUGGCAUCUGUCAGAAAAUCGCGUGUUCAAGUGCCUAUGAACAAGUCUUUGCUGUAUGAGACAACGACAGACGAAGAAUCUGUUAUCAGGGGAAGCCGAAAACUUGAUCACACAAACAAGUUGAGCUUUCUUGACAAAGCAGGUGUAGAGACUCAAUCUGAUAAAAUUAAAGACUCAAUCAGUCCAUGGAGACUCUGCACUGUAACACAAAUUGAAGAGCUAAAGUCCAUUAUUGGGUUGCUGCCUAUAUGGGCAACAGGCAUAAUCUUCAGUGCAGUGUACAGUCAAAUGGGCACACUAUUCGUUCUUCAAGGCAACACAAUGGACCUCCAGAUGGGAGGAACCUUUCAAAUUCCCUCAGCCUCACUAUCCCUCUUCGACACGGUGAGUGUCAUCUUUUGGGUGCCAGUGUAUGACCGUGUCAUCGUCCCUAUGGCGAGGCGAGUCACGGGCCACAAAAACGGCUUCUCGCAGCUCCAACGAAUAGGCAUUGGCCUAGUGAUCUCAAUAUUCGCAAUGUUAUGUGCUGGAACACUAGAACUGAUGAGACUAAAAAUGGUGAGGCAGCACGGUUACUAUCACAUGAAGCAUAUUCCGAUGUCGAUAUUUUGGCAGGUCCCUCAAUAUUUCAUAAUUGGGUGUGCUGAAGUUUUUACAUUUGUUGGACAGCUUGAGUUUUUCUAUGAGCAGGCUCCUGAUGCCAUGAGGAGUCUCUGCUCAGCGUUGUCGCUCACCACGGCUGCACUGGGGAAUUAUUUGAGCACUUUUCUCGUCAACAUGGUGACAGAUGUGAGCACAAGAAAUGGUGGUCAAGGCUGGAUUCCUGAUAAUCUGAAUUAUGGUCAUUUGGAUUACUUCUUCUGGAUGUUGGCUUUGUUGAGUGUGGUGAAUUUGGGAGUUUAUGUGUUGGUGGCCAAGUGUUACACUUACAAGAAGCCUGUUGAUCCAAUAUCUCAAGAUUGAUUGGGUUUAUGUUAUUAAAUUUGGUUUUGAUGUUUUAAUGUCCAAGCUUCUACAAAACUGGACUUAUUUUCUUCAUGUCAUUUGUCCAUUUUAAAAUGAUACUCAAAUAUUUCUUAUACGAUUUCCAGGAUGUUCUCUAAAUUUAUGAAGAUUUGAUCUUUUUUGAAGAAA
Messenger RNA from Daucus carota subsp. sativus, 2181 nucleotides. Its product is annotated as protein NRT1/ PTR FAMILY 8.1. Gene Ontology annotation, cellular component: membrane. The coding region runs from base 277 to 2010 and encodes 577 amino acids. The record is from RefSeq and is a predicted model, not a curated record. NCBI's taxonomy places the organism in Eukaryota, Viridiplantae, Streptophyta, Magnoliopsida, Apiales, Apiaceae. Gene Ontology annotation, biological process: oligopeptide transport; transmembrane transport. The transcript has 4 exons. Gene Ontology annotation, molecular function: transmembrane transporter activity.